GAUGAUGUCAAUUUUACAAGACCCCACUGCUUAUGUGUCACCUAGUGUUACGACUUAUCCAAAUUUAAAUCCGGGUUAUCGAGUUUACACUGUUGAUGGAGUUCGAAUAAAUAGCACUUUUCAUGUUUUGGAUCACGAAACGUAUUAUUUAGAUUUGGACGAAGCAAAUCGAACAAAUAUACCUAAUUGGAAGAAAGAAUAUUCAGCAAAGAGUGCUUAUGAUAUGAAGAGUUUAUUUCCGGAAGAUUGGAACGAUCUUUCGUCUCGAAUGAUGAAAAAUGAAACACUAUUUAAUAAAUUUUUUAGGAACGCUUAUAAACAAAGUCCAAUUUCAAAGACAAAGUGCGGUAAAGCGUGUAGAUCAAAUUGGAUUUGUGAUACUUGGAGUGCAAGGAGUGGCGAUCCUAAACUCUGUUCUUCUAUAUUUUCAGAAAAGCAAUAUCUAAACUACUAUUAUUCAAGUUUUAAAAAGCAUAGAUGCUAG
Dimorphilus gyrociliatus is the source of this 484-nucleotide messenger RNA. The record is from the annotation of a GenBank genome assembly. NCBI's taxonomy places the organism in Eukaryota, Metazoa, Annelida, Polychaeta, Dinophilidae.